GCGUGCGCCCUGGGGCCCAAGUUGGGUCGCGCCUUGGCUAGAGCGCGGAGAGCGGCGGGCAGUGCAGCCAAUGGGAAGCGGCGUUGCCUAGCGGCUGGGAGGCGGGGCUUGCGCGGGUGUUAGGUUAGCGCGAGGCGUGACCUAGUUGACAGGCUCUGAGGUGCUGCUGUGGCGGCGGCCGCGGGGCUGAGGCGGGUGGGAGCCGGAGCCAAGCGCGGGCUGAGGGAGGAGGGCGGCGACUGGAGAGCGGCGAGCGGCGAGCAGCGCAGGACGCGGAGCCUUUUUCACUUUUUCCCUCCCGAGUGCCCCCUUCCGCCCCUCCCACUCCACACACACCCUGUUUGCCCGUGAGCCUGGGGAACUUGCAGCUUAAAGCCAGCCACCCCCACGGCAACAUGUACCCCAGCAACAAGAAGAAAAAGGUGUGGAGAGAGGAGAAAGAACGUUUACUGAAGAUGACCGUAGAGGAGAGGCGCAAAGAAUACCUAAGAGACUAUGUUCCCCUGAACACCAUUCUGUCGUGGAAGGAGGAGGUGAAGGGCAAGAGCCAAAAUGAUGAAGAAAAUACUCAGGAAAUAUCCCAGAUGAAGAAAAGUUUGGCAGAAAAAGUUUCUCUCUAUAGAGGUGACAUCACAUUGCUAGAGGUAGAUGCUAUAGUCAAUGCGGCAAAUGCCAGUCUUCUUGGAGGAGGAGGUGUGGAUGGCUGUAUUCAUAGAGCAGCUGGCCCCUGUUUGCUAGCUGAAUGUCGUAACCUGAAUGGCUGUGAUACUGGACAUGCAAAAAUCACAUGUGGCUACGACCUGCCUGCAAAAUAUGUCAUCCAUACUGUAGGACCAAUAGCCAGAGGCCAUAUUAAUGGUUCCCACAAGGAAGACCUUGCAAAUUGCUAUAAAUCAUCUCUGAAGCUGGUGAAAGAAAAUAACAUCCGAUCAGUUGCAUUUCCCUGCAUCUCAACAGGCAUUUAUGGCUUUCCCAACGAGCCUGCUGCAGUCAUUGCCCUCAACACCAUUAAGGAAUGGCUUGCCAAGAAUCACCAUGAGGUGGAUCGGAUCAUUUUCUGUGUCUUCUUAGAAGUUGACUUCAAAAUCUACAAAAAGAAAAUGAAUGAGUUUUUCUCUGUAGAUGAUAAUGAAGAGGAGGAGGAUGUUGAAAUGAAAGAAGAUUCAGAUGAGAACGGUCCAGAGGAAAAGCAAAGUAUGGAAGAAACGGAAGGGCAGAGCGGAGAUACAGAUGGUGUCAACACUGUCACUGUGCCUGGUCCCGCUUCAGAUGAGGCAGUUGAAGGCUGUAAAGAUGAAGAUUCUGCAAAGGAUGACAGUACUACAAAAGGUGGUGAAGUGACAGAUCAUUCUGUGUGUGACCAAGAUCGCCCUGAUGGGCAAGAGAAUGAUUCAAUGAAGAAUGAAAUAAAAAUUGAAACAGAGUCCCAGAACUCAUAUAUGGAAACAGAAGAACUUUCAUCGAAUCAAGAAGAUGCCGUGAUUGCGGAGCAACCUGAAGUGAUUCCACUAACAGAUGACCAAGAAGAAAAUGAAGGUGAAAAAGCUCUAGGCAAGGACACACCUAGACUGCCUGGGAAAAGUGAAGGCUCCAGUGACCUAGAAAAUAUUCCAGGUCCUGAUGUUGAAAUGAAUACUCAGGUUGACAAUGUAAAAGACCCAACAGAGAGUCAACAAGAAGAUCAACUAAUAGGGGCACAAGAUGAAACCAAGGAACAAAGAAAUGGAACUAAAUGACAAUCCUCAGCAUCUCAAGGCCUCUCCUGGCUCUGGGGGAGUUCGGGAAGAUAGCAGCACAUGCUGUGGAGGAGGGUGGGGGUGGGGGGAAGGCAAGUCCCACGGAAGGACGGGGAAUCCUUUGCUCUAAUUUCUCCAGCUGCAUUAUGUUUCGUUUAUCUGCAGAAAAAGA
Saimiri boliviensis boliviensis (Bolivian squirrel monkey) is the source of this 1908-nucleotide messenger RNA. RefSeq names its product mono-ADP ribosylhydrolase 2 (gene MACROD2). Gene Ontology annotation, cellular component: nucleoplasm. The record is from RefSeq and is a predicted model, not a curated record. NCBI's taxonomy places the organism in Eukaryota, Metazoa, Chordata, Mammalia, Primates, Cebidae. Gene Ontology annotation, molecular function: ADP-ribosylglutamate-[protein] hydrolase activity. Gene Ontology annotation, biological process: DNA damage response; purine nucleoside metabolic process; peptidyl-glutamate ADP-deribosylation.